AGAUUGGAAUGAUUUCUGACUUUUUAUUCUUUUUUUUUUCUGUCACAAAAUUUUCCGGUGCCCAUCUUUCCUCAUAUUUUCUCCUUUUUACUGCUGUCAUCUAUGUGUGAUAUGUGAGAUUGUAAAUUUGAAUCUAAAAGUGCAGUCUGUGAGUACAUGGGAGCAGUGUGAGUUUGUCUUUGUGUGUGUGUGUUUUGUGCUUGUGUGUGUGUGUGUGUAUGUGUGUGUUUUGUAUUUGUGUAGUUGUGUAUGUUGCGUGUGUGUGCAUGCUUGUGUGUCUGAAUAUUUCACUCACAAUGUGUGUUUGUGUGUAUGCAUGUGUGCGUCUGUGUGCAUGUGCAUGUGUGUCCGUGCGCAUACGUGUGUGUGUGUAAAUGGAUGUCCGGAUGAUGUCAUGCAUAUAAGUUAGUUUGACUUUUCUGUGAACAAAUAGCAGGACAGCCAGGUUGCAGUUCACAUUGGGCCACAUACAGCCUGUUAAGUCUUAGGCCAUUGUCACCUUACAAAACUGUCAUAGAUAUUUCCACUACUGUUUCUGGUAGAAACAUCUGGAAAGGGAGGGCAAACUUAAUCCAUGCAACAUGCCUGAAAUGAUUAUGAUGACGUUUCUGAUAUGAUAUUCCUGCAGGCACCUUUUCAAAAUGAACAAGACACCUAUCAUUGUGGUUAAUAAUGCCACCUAUUCGUAAUGUACACAUUAAUGUUUAAUGAGCCUGGCUUUUACAUGUAAGUUUAAACCUUACCACAUCUGCAUCAUGUAUGGAAGCCUCUUCACUUCAACAGCAACAUCUGUUGUUACAAUGUAGUUCCCACUAAGAGUUAUAAUAUAUAUGUAUAUGUAGGAGAUGGAAGGUAGAAGUGAGAAUGAAGAGCUUUUCUACAGAAAGUCAGUGGAUGGCAUUUGUAUGUGGCUCUCGGAGAACAACUUUCGUGAAUUGGUUCCAACAUUUGAAGAACAGGACAUAGAUGGUACGGCCUUCCUGGCGCUCCACUACGGAGCGGUGAGGAGCCUGGUGCCGCGGGUCGGCCCGCGCCUCCGGUUCUGGCAGGCCUACCUCAAACUCUUCCCUCACAAAAGGAAACUGGCCAAACACAGGCAGCCACAGUCUGCAGCGGUCAGAACGGGGUCGAGAGGCAGAAAACUGACCAUCAGGGAGACCACCGUACAGGAGAGGACCGUCACCAACCGUACUGUCAGGUUCCACAACAGUACAGGGGUCGGAGGGCAGAGGUCAGGCCAGAACAGGUCACACAGUGAUGCUGCAGGAGGUCAGAGGUCAAGUCAUAGCGCCCACCUGAAGGGCCUGGGUCGGAGUUUAAGUCUGACCGGGGGUUGAUUGAGUUUACCGUAACGUGCUAUACCAAUUUGUAUAUGAAAUAAACAGGCAGGUCAAAUAGUUGCUUGACAGUUCAGUAACAAAUUUGUUGUCAAGUUCUUUAAACAUUUGAGGAUUUUGAGUCUCAGACUGUGGCAUGAAUGAAGUGUUUCAAUGUUAGGAAUGUGUUUGAACCUGUGUGGAUGAAAAAGAUUGAAUGUGGUGAGAAUGUGUGUGUGAUCAUUUUGUCUGUGCUAUACUGCUUUCCCUUCUGUCUGUCUUUAUCAUGCUGUUGUGGCAAGGCACCUUUUACUUUCCACUAUUGCCAAUUUUUUCUUGAUAUAUUUAUUGUUUUUCAGAACAUUUCUUCCAAAUUGCACUUCUAUCUCUCUCUUAUAACUUUCCUCCAUUUCUGCUCCAUGGCACACACCUCUGCGGACAUUUGUGGUGAAGCAACUUUAACAUCUUUCUACCGAUGCCUAUUUUCCUUGAUAUUGCAGUUUUUCGGAACAUUUAUUCCAAAUUGCACAUCUUUCUCUCUCUUAUAACUUUCCUCCGUUUUUACCCGA
Molecule: messenger RNA, 1885 nt
Organism: Branchiostoma floridae (Florida lancelet)
Lineage: Eukaryota; Metazoa; Chordata; Leptocardii; Amphioxiformes; Branchiostomatidae
Exons: 3
Coding region: 846-1337 (163 amino acids)
Source: RefSeq, a predicted model, not a curated record